GCGAGGAGACGGAGUGGAGGCAGAUCCAGAUCAGCUCCCACCACCAUACAACUAUCUACAAGCCAGCAAGCAGCACAUCGGCCGCCACCAUGGAGUUUGCGAGCACUCUGCUUCCCAAGCUCGCCAAGCUGCUGCAGGACGAGUACAAGCUGAACAAGGGCGCCAGGAAGGGCAUCGAGUUCCUCCACAGGGAGCUCGAGGCCAUGCACGCCGCCCUCCGCGAAAUCAGCAAGGUGCCAAGAGAGCAGCUCGACGAUCUGCAAAGGAUCUGGGCCCGGGAUGCCAGGGAGCUGUCCUACGACAUGGAGGACAUCAUCGACACCUUCAUGGUGGACGUCGAGGGUCCUGAUCCCCCCAGCAAAAGGGGCGCCAAGAAGAUCUUCAAGAAGAUGGUAAGGAAGGUCGUCAAGUCCAUGGCUCGCCGUGAGGUCGCCCAAGAGAUCGACGACAUCAAGGAGCGUGUCAAGGAGCUGGCCGAGCGACGCGACAGUAUGUAUGAACCGUCUUCAUUGUAUUGGUUUCUUCUGACGGACUGCACAGGUACAAGCUUGAUGCUAGUAUUGCUCCUGCCAAUAAAACUGUUGUUGACCCUCGCAUCAUAGCAAUGUACACCAAGGUGACUGAGCUUGUCGGUAUUGGUGAGGCAAAGGAAGAAGUAAUCGCGAGGUUGACAAAGGGAGAUGCUGAUGAACACAAGGAUAGUAGUCUCUAUUGCUGGUUUUGGAGGACUAGGCAAGACAACACUUGCCAAAGCAGUGUAUGAUGAGAUUAAGGGACAGUUUGAUUGCACGGCUUUUGUUUCGGUGUCUCGCAAUCCUGACGCUACGAAGCUUCUCAAGGACAUCCUGUAUGAGCUUCACAAAGGAGGAGAACAUCCUGGUGCAAAUUUGGAUGAAAUAAAGCACCUCAUUGAUCUUGUCCGUGAUUUUCUCCGGAACAAGAGAUACCUCAUUGUUAUUGAUGAUAUAUGGGACAAAGAACCAUGGGAUAAGGCAAUAGGGCUGGCUCUGAUGGAGAAUAAUAAGAGAAGUAGAAUAAUCACAACCACCCGUAUUAUUGGUGUUGCUGAGCAUGUCGGCGGUUGCUAUAGGCUCAAACCACUUUCCGACGAGAGCUCUGAAAUAUUACUUUAUGGAAGAAUAUUUGGAUCAAAAGAUAAAUGUCCUAGGCAAUUUUCUGAAGUAUCUAAAAAUAUUCUAAAGAAGUGUGGAGGUGUCCCAUUAGCUAUCGUCACCACAUCUAGUUUGCUGGCUAAUAAAUCAGAGGAUAUAAGAGUGUGGAAUGAUGUGUGUAGCUCAAUUGGUUCUGGACUUGGGAGGAAUCCGGGUAUGGAUGACAUGAGGAAGAUAUUGCUGCUCAGCUAUUAUGAUCUGCCUUCUCAUCUGAUUGUCGUUUACUGUACCUAAGCAUAUUUCCAGAAGACUAUAAGAUUGAAAAGAAUCGGCUGAUAU
Panicum virgatum (switchgrass) is the source of this 1451-nucleotide messenger RNA. RefSeq names its product disease resistance protein RGA5-like. Gene Ontology annotation, biological process: defense response to other organism. Gene Ontology annotation, molecular function: ADP binding. The coding region runs from base 681 to 1406 and encodes 241 amino acids. NCBI's taxonomy places the organism in Eukaryota, Viridiplantae, Streptophyta, Magnoliopsida, Poales, Poaceae. The transcript has 3 exons. The record is from RefSeq and is a predicted model, not a curated record.